AUGACACUUGUGGCAUGUCCUGGAGAUGUCAGCAGUGAAGUGGCAGCCACCAGGGAGUGGUCCUUUGGAGUUGGGCAGGGAGGGCAAUAUUGGGUAGUGGGAACGGGGCGGGGCGUGACCCGGAAGUCGACGGGGGGUUCCGCCCCCGCGCAUGGGGAGGCAGGCUCGGACCGGCCCGCGGAGCUGCAGCCGCCCUUCGCACCCUCUUCGCCCUCCCCACCGACAUCAUGCUUCAGUUCCUGCUUGGAUUUACAUUGGGCAACGUGGUUGGAAUGUAUCUGGCUCAGAACUAUGAUAUACCAAACCUGGCUAAAAAACUUGAAGAUAUUAAAAAGGACUUGGAUGCCAAGAAGAAACCUCCUAGUUCAUGAGGCUGCCUCCAGCACUGCCUUCGGGAUACACUGAUGCUACUGCUCUUGAGGGCCUCCUUUACCAUCUGAACCAAAAGCCUUUGUUUUCAUCUUCAGCCUCAGUGCUCCCCUUCUUUGCUAGACCCUGUGUUUUUUGCAAGCAAAAUGGGGCCCCAAUUUGAGAACUACCCUACAUUUCCAACAUACUCACCUCUUCCCGUAUUCACUUUCCAACUUCACGGGAGGUCCUAAGACUGGAAUUAUGGUGCUAGAUUAGUAAACAUGACAUUUAAUGAGUAGUGUCUUCUUUAUUGUUUGCAAUUUUUACUACCUUUUGUCAAGAGAAAAACUGAUGAGCUUUGUGUAGCUGGUCAGAUACAAAUAAUAGUGACUUCACAGUUUAGCAGUUAUAUAAUGAGUACUUGUUAAACAUUUGAUACUAAAUUAUGUAGCUACAAAGUAAUUAAAAUUAAUAUCUUAGAGCUAGUUUCUCGUGAAUUAUUCAUUUAUUUUGUACUGCUAGGCAGCUCCAUAGUUGCUAAUUUAACCAAUAAAUGAAUUUACUAUUCAUUAAAAAACAAUUCUGAGAAUCCUGUCAGAAAUUGGGGAAUGAAAAAAUACGCAAAAUAAUGGUCUUUGUCCCAGUAGAGUUCAGUCUGUUUAGUGUGCAUGUUUUUCCUUAAUGAUGAUCUGACUUUUUUCCUUCUCAAAAGGAUCAUACUUGGGAUUACGGGUAUAUUUGAUACUAUAUGAUGGAUAAGUGAAAAGUUAUUAAAGGCAAUUUUAUACCUUUUCACAUUAAAAAAGGUAUUUAUAUUAUUACUUUGUAGUGAUUCUCUUAAGAAAAAAUGUAGCCCAAAUGUAUAGUAAAAUCAGCAGCUCAAGAAUUUCUGCUUCUCAUCAUAAUUGAUGCUUUGUUUUUUCCUGCAAUCAGAAUUUCCCUGUAUUUGUCAAAUGUAUAAUCAGCUCUUAUAUUUUUUAAAUUAAAAAAAUUUUAAAUAAUCAAUUUUUCCCAUGGGACAAGAUACAAAAGUAAUUUCAUAUAAAGGACCUCUCCCACCCCU
Saimiri boliviensis boliviensis (Bolivian squirrel monkey) is the source of this 1414-nucleotide messenger RNA. Lineage: Eukaryota; Metazoa; Chordata; Mammalia; Primates; Cebidae. The record is from RefSeq and is a predicted model, not a curated record.